AUUCAGUCAAAAGGGAUGCGGCAUCUACUUCUCCACUAGGUGAAGCGCGAAUCUACGGGUACCCGGAUGACUUUUGACAGCAGGCACAGCACAAGCGGACUGGAAAGAAACACACAGCAGCUGGAGCUGCAGAGGAGUAGGGGCGCUCGGUCGUCCUUACCCCGUUUGUCCAUUCCUUCGCCUCUCCAUAGAAAAACGAGCACGAAGACUGUCAACGCCGGAAAAUUCCUCCUCAUCCUCUCCAUCUCUACCUCCUUCGCGCGCGCGAACGUGAACCGCUCGUGGCGAGGUGUAGCGUACCGCGCCGUGCCGCGCAGCCAGCCCGGCAACGGCGCCUCUAACCGGGCGAGGAGCGGAGCGUCGGUCCGCCACUGAGCACCACCAUCCAGCCACUGUUAGAACACAACAGCAGCAGCACAUCUUGCAGAGGCAACAGGGCCGCUUCUACUACUGCUGCAAGAGAAGGAGAGAGACGCUCGUCGUUGGUGAUUAUCAGCCCUUGUCUGUGUUUUAACUACCAUGGGCAACGCAAAGAGCAGACGGGAUGCGGCCGGAUUGAGCCAAAGUGUGCGAGUUGCUGCUGCUGCUGCUGCCCACUGCAGUAUUGAUGACCCAAUGAUCCCCUGCAGAACUCCGCCAGCCCGGCUGACAGAGUGAGGUGAGCCUCGGAAUCCGAAUCAGCCGGCGAGCCAACGGUGUUGACUGGACAAGUGGGACGUGAAUGGUUUUAUUAUCUUCUUGACAAACUAUAGAGGGCAUCAAAAGAAAGGCAGGCCCAAGCAUGUCCACUGAAUGAGUAGUGUGCCAGGACAUUUUCGCACUGGAAAAACUGGUCCUUUGGUGAGUGGCGGAGAGGUAAAAAAUUGAUUGGGGGAAGGGCCUAAGCUCUGGAUGGCAGAGCUCCUUGCUCAAGAUGACCCGUCGCCGGUGACCGCCGAUCUCUCCUCCGUAGCCCCCACGCUGGCCAACGGCGUCCACCCCCAGCGCAGGGGCAAAAACCGCUCCUGCCCAUCAAAGCGGGAGGCAACUGGCUCGGAGCCACCUGGAAGCAUGCAAACACACAUAGACACUCAAACGCUUUCUCCCCCCAAUUUGGACUCUUGUGGCCCUGUAGAGGCCCAACAGUCCCGAACUCAACGCACAACAUCACCUCAGUCCUUGUCUUUAGCGCUCGGCAAUCAUCCGACCGCCGCCAAUCAGGCGGUUGGGCGGACCCUCGAUGCAGAUAUGGAGAUACCCGCAAAUGUCUGUCCCAGUACGGGCCCGUCACCUCUCAUUGUUGAGGCUGAAAGGAAGUAUGCGUUGCGCAGCUCCGGACGUUCUCGCUUCCCUUGUCAUGUGCGCAAAUCAUCCCGCCUCCGGCGAACCCUGGACGAAGAUGAGAGGAGAGCAGAGAAGGAGAGACCAAAUGAGGAGGCGGUUGAAGCCUUUGAGGAGAAGAUCUGGAGGGUUAAAGAGGAACAGGUAGAAGAAGCUGUCCUGAAAAAGGAGCAACCAUCCUUGGCACCUGUCAUCCCUACGGCUGUUUGCCCUGCAGAUGUUCCUCUUGCGUUAACCGUACCCAAGAUGGUCCCCAAAGCUACCCCGAAACUUGGUCCUAGACUCGGGCACAGACCUGGACCUAAAUCUCGAUCGAGGCCGGGUCCCAAGUCGGUCCAGAGGCCCGGUCCUAAAAGUGUCAUGAGGCAGCGUCUGGCAGCACAAGCAGCCUUACAGGGUGGCGCCACUCAUUUCCCACCGCCUGUCAUUGCGCCACUUUUGAAGAAGGAGUUGCAAAUUUUCUCCCCCAAUGGCCGGAGGUGUGGACGCUUUGUCGGAGUGCGGAGGAUCGUAGUCAAAGUGGCUCGCAUUCCCGUGAACCUCGGCCGGCGACAGAAAAGCUACAAGAUCUCCAAUUUGGAGACAUUUGCGGCGCCUGAGAAGGGCGGUACUCUGGAGGGCCCGGAAGUGGCUAAGGAGCCGACAGCACUCCUCCGCAUGAAGAACAAUGGCAAGAGCGUUAUGGUCAUGUUCCCUCCCGGAGAAUUGCCUCUAAUUGUCAAACGAAGGCGAGGGCGACCACCCAAACAGCCAAUUCCCUUGGUAUCAGGGGAGGUCCCUGCUACCUGUGGCGAUGGAGAACAACUUAAAAAGCCCCGGAGGAGGCGACGGACUAAACUCCCUUGUCCCUAUCCAUCAUAUGUUAGUGAUACCAAUGAUAUAAAAACAGAGUAUGGGGAUGUUCUAUCAAAACUGGCUUUUUUGAAUCGCCAGCCUCCCACCACUGGCCGAUGCUCCCCCCCUCGCUGCUGGACACCCAGUGAGCCGGAGAGCUUCCACACCCCCUCAGAAAACCCGGGAAUAUCCGCCCUACUGCACAGGCUCACUGGGUUUAGGCGACCCCGGGGCAGCAGAGGAGGAGGUGCUGGAAGAGGUGGGGCUACAGCAGGGGGUGCUGGGAACUGUGAGCACAAUAAAAGCACCUUCUGUGACUUCUUUGAGUCCAUUGGCAAGAAGCGAAAACUGAGUCCCCUCACUGAGCAUGGAUUACCCAGAAAAAGGGGGAAAGGUGUGGGUGGAGUCGGUAGAGGCGGGGGUGUGGUCGGAACCGAGCCUGGGGGUGAGAAGACAGUCAGGAAGAGACGCGUGAGGAAAAAUGGCACAUUAAAAGGAGAGGGGGGUUGCAUGGGACAGGACUGGCCCAAUGGUGCUGGCGGUUGGGGUGCGGAGGACACUGGUAAACGGUACGAGCUCUGCAGAUCUACAAGAGGGGGCUUUUCCUCCGGUGUGGUCGGCAGGAGAGGGGCCUACAGCCGCGGAAGCAGGGUAGUCCGGCAAGUCAGGGAAGACUCGCAAAGUCUGUUUGCAGGGUAUUUCCGAUCCCUGCUGGACUCGGAUGAUUCAUCUGAACUUUUGGACAUCUCGCAAUCAAACGCGCGCAAAGCUUCAUCCGGUCACAGUUAUGAGUCAUCCAGCCCAGCGUCUGGUCACCAGUGGUCCACAGCCAUCCCAAAAUGGGGAGCCAACGGGGCAAGUUGUGCAGCGGAUAGUCCGGCGCAAACACAUGGCUCUUCUGCUGGGCCUCCUUACAGCUAUGCCAGCCAGAAUCAAACAUCCCCUACCCCUUCUGCGUACCUUAAAUCCACCCCACCGUCACUUUCGCACUCUCCCAGUUCCCCCCACCCUGCCAGCUACGGCCACUACUCUCCUGCCUACGCCGCAUCUUCUUGCGCCGGGCCCCAGAGAUCCUCAGACUGCAGUUUUUCCUAUAACAGCAGUGGUAAGACUUUAGUUCAUGACCGGGGUCAGAUUGGCUACUCCGGUUACCAGUCGGCAGCCAGGAAGGGGUACACUGGAAGUCCUGCCACAGGACCCAUAUCACCAAGUGGAGGCUACAUGUCGGUGGCCAAAGGAGGGACCUUUAGUUCCUCAUCCUCGCCAGAGUGUUACAAACAAUACACCAGCAACCAGUGGAGUUUAAGGCAAGGUUACGGUGGCUGGUCAGCAGACAAUUUUGGCUCUCACGCUUACAGUGAAUAUGGCUCCAAUGAGUCAAAGGACAUCUUGGACAUCUCCAACUACACCCCUCAGAAGUCCAAGAGACCCCCUUUUCCAGAGAGCCUGUCGGAGUCCUCCUCCGACUCCUCGCAUCCCGGCUCGGGGGCGGCCGGGAGUGGAACUCCUUCCAUGGGUGGAGUCUUCAAACAAAGCGAAACAGUCAGUGGGGAGGGAGCUCCGUCCAGCCUUUCUAGCUUGGAAAAGCUGAUGAUCGACUGGCACGAAAGCGCUUCAGCGCCUUCCUACAACUGGAGUCAGAACGUCCUCUUCCAGGGCGGGGGGACCAGCAAGCCUGGCCGGGGGCGCAGGAAAAGGAUUGAACAGACGGAGAAAGAGGGGGCCUCGGUUUUACACUCCGAUUCCCCGUCCAGUCCCUCUCCAACUCUCACUCCUAAGCGGGGAGGGGCUGGAGGACGAGGCCGAGGGUCGAGAGGAGGCAGAGGGGGAAUAUCCGGGUGCCCGAGAGAGCGUCUUUCUGGAUCCAAAGGCAGGGGAAAAGCUGCAGCUUCUUCUUCGGGUCUGGAGGCUUCUGGCUUAUUCCAGGAGGGCCUGGACUAUUACAGCGGAGAUAGUAGCAGCCUCUCUCCCUUAGCUACUCCUAAUUCAGCACCCCCUUCCACCUACCUCCAAGAUCCCUGUGAGUACCCCUCCCCAUAUUCUGCCCACCCUUCUACGCCAUCUUCUGAAGAGCGAUAUCCAGCCUUGUACCCUGGAGAGUCCUCUUCCUCCCUGUCCCCUGGUGUGUCGUCUCCCCCUUACCCUGCAAAAUCGCAGUCUUAUCACCUUGCCCCCUCCAGAAACUUCUCCCCAUCCUGCUCCCCUUUACCACGAGUAACACCUCACUGCAGCUCGGCAAUGAGCCCCUCAUACCGCCCCCCUCCUAAAGAAGCGCCGUUCUCUCAAUACGACUCCCCCAGUUACUGCGGUUCGCCCUACUGGUACGGACAAACGUCGCACAGCAGCACCCCCAGCCCAAGUACCCACCCUCAUACGAGCCCACACGCCAACACUCACGGAAACCUUCUGGCAAGCCCCAACGCUCACAUGAACCCGCCGCCUCAUGAGCCGCAGCAUCACCUGAGCUCCCAUGCCAAACCUUACCCUGGCAACUCCCUUACUCACGCCCACACCAACAAUCAGCCUCAUCUUGGCACGCAGGCUGCCGCCCACUCGGCGCCAUCGCUCUACGAAGAGUGCAGUACCGCGACCACACACAAGCAGGAGCUGAUGCCGCGCCAAGGCCUGCUAACAUCGCCGCCGUACACAAAAAGCAACAUAGAGGAGGACUCCGGUGCUUACUCGCUGUCCCAUGUUUCCUGCCAAGCCAUGGGGCAUCGUUAUCCAUCACAGGCGUCGCAGCAGGGAACCGGAGUGCUGUGCCAGCUUUUGGACCAAGGCCAUGAUGAUGGCUUUAGCGUGACCAGCCUGUAACAGCAGGUGUGUUUACUCUGCGCCUUUGAAGCAUUUUGUUUUUUUCCCUCGCUUUUGUACGCUUGAACUUCUUCUUGGUGGAAGGCUGAAAGGGUGAGAAUUUUUAGCUACCAGCUUUUUUGGGGACUCCAAAGCUUUAAUUCUCCGGCAUUGACAAUCAAGAUCAACCCCGCGAACACACACACAGACGCACGCGCACAAAGAAUCAUACGAGUCGGGACUCCAAACUACCGCUCUUUUAAUUUCUUGUCGCUUUUUUUCCUUCUUGUCCUUCCUCGACGUUCUCGCCGCUGUGCACGCUUUUGAAACGCCCGCCGUUCCCUCUUUACGUGGACCCCCCCACCACUCUUCUGAGACACCAGCAUCUGUAAAUAUUCUCCCACAUGCUCUCCUUUUUGCCUGUCUUUUGCUGUCUUAACUCCGCCAGAAGGACCCCAAAGAGCUGUGCGUGUGCGCUGGCGUGACUGCAGUCAUGCAUGUAUGUGUGUCUGUGUGCCUGUGGGGUCCUAACGAGUGGGCUUUCUUUCACUUUCCCUUCUUCUUUCUGUUCUGUGGUCUCGUUGUUGUCGUUUGGUGGGUUCUUUGUGACGCGAAAUCCCCCUCCUUCCCCAAAAAACAAGUUCUAUAUCUGUCCGUUACAUAUGUAUGUAUGUACGUAUGUAUGUAUGUACCCGAGGUGCAAAAAUAUUUAAAUACACAUUCUGUUCUUGCCAUUGGUAACGGUGUGUUUUUAGUGUCUAUUUCCACCUAUCUACGGGAUUAGGACGAGCAAGCACGUCGGUUUUUACUCCAGCUGUCUGGGAGCGAGAGCAAGAGUUCGAGUGAGGACACAAAUUGGGA
Molecule: messenger RNA, 5808 nt
Organism: Corythoichthys intestinalis (scribbled pipefish)
Lineage: Eukaryota; Metazoa; Chordata; Actinopteri; Syngnathiformes; Syngnathidae
Gene: ahdc1
Product: AT hook, DNA binding motif, containing 1
Exons: 8
Coding region: 892-4968 (1358 amino acids)
Source: RefSeq, a predicted model, not a curated record